This is a messenger RNA of Caenorhabditis angaria, 1433 nucleotides long. The record is from the annotation of a GenBank genome assembly. NCBI's taxonomy places the organism in Eukaryota, Metazoa, Nematoda, Chromadorea, Rhabditida, Rhabditidae.
AUGUUGAAAUCACCUCAUAGUAGAAUAUUUUUCCAACAAUCACGAUCACAUGCACCUUUCAGAGCUGUUAGAUUAAGCGGUUUUUGGUAAGUUCUUUUUUUUUCAAAUAAGUAUUUCAAUAAAUAAAAUUGUUCAUUUAAAGGGAUAGAUUUCGAAUUGUUCCACCGGAUUUAUUGCCAUCGAAUCAAAAAGCAGUUGAAAUAACUAGAACAAAUAGAUCAGCAGGAAGAUAUUUGAAUCUUAGUUAUAAUUCGAAAAGUCCUUAUAUUAUUUUUGAUCGGCCGGGUGAAAAAUCAAAUUGGUGGAAGAAUUUGAAAACGAAAGGAAAAACGCAUGUGGUGAGUUUUGGGAUCAAUAUUUUCAGAAACAUCUGAAAAUUUAUCUGAAGAGUGUGACUUUUGAAAUUCAAAUAAUUUUUGUUUCAGAAAAAUAUGUUUGUGCACGGCGUUGGAUUACAGAAAAACAGUGAAGAUAUUCUUGAAAAUGGUCAAAGUGUAUUUUUCGAAGUUUUGAGAGCAAUUAGAGAAAAUGAUUUUUCGAGUCUAUCGCCUUAUACAUUAGGAGGAAGUAAAACUUUUCAAUUUCAUCGACAGGAAAUAAAUCGAUUGAAUUCUUUGCAGAAAACUGCGUUUGAUGUGAGUUUUUUGAAUAUUUGAAAAAUUAGACGUUUUCUAAAAUUGUGCCGAAUUUGAAAAAUAAUCAUUUUAAAAUCUUAUGUUAUUUUUUUCCUGCAAAAUUUGAAAUAGAAAUCUCAAAAUUCGAAAAUUUUCAUCAUUUUUUUUCCAGAUAACCGAAGCUGAUUUGAUGGGAAAAAAUGGUCAUAUUGUAACAUAUCCAUAUUUUGAAGGAGAAUUGGGCAGUUUUAUCAAUGAAAUUUCGUAUGUUCAUUUGGAUGCGAAUGGUGAAGCGACUUAUGGUGAAAAUGGUGAACCAGUUAUUUAUUGCUUGUAAGUUGAACAUAUUUUUAAAAGGGGUUAAAGGCGCUUUCUCGAUAAUUACUCGACAAAAAUUCGGAAUUCUGGAAAACAUGUUGUUUUUAAUUUUGAGAUGUUCCGUGAAAAUCGAAAAAUAUUUGUUUUCUUUGUUUUUCUGGAAAAUUUACGUGAAAAUUUCAUUUUUUAAUUUCUUGCUUUUAGUAAUCCGACGAUCAUAAUUUGCUGAAUUACAGUAUCACAAUCUCAAGUUCUACUAAUUUUUCCAGAUACAAAUUGAUCUUCGGCGCUGUCUACAAAUUCGAAAUGCUCGACAAUCAAAUCUCAAAAUAUGGCUGGAAUCAGAAAAACAUCUAUCCAAUGAAAGAAUAUAAAUUCAAAUUUCCUCGAAAUGUCAUCGUCGAAUUGGAUAUUUGUCAACAAGUUCAAGUUCCCCGAUCGAUUCCGACGAAACUCAAAUCAAACAGGUUGCUAUAUGAUUUUCACGUGUUUUCUUUCUAG